This is a messenger RNA of Nicotiana tabacum (common tobacco), 1146 nucleotides long. NCBI's taxonomy places the organism in Eukaryota, Viridiplantae, Streptophyta, Magnoliopsida, Solanales, Solanaceae. The record is from RefSeq and is a predicted model, not a curated record.
GUACUUCACUCACUCCCAUCAACGGGUAAACAUUAAUUCUUUCUGAAGUCGAGUAAUUUUUAGCUGUGAAUUGAGAAAAAAGAAUGGAGAACAAAGAAGAAGAUGUAAGAUUAGGAGCAAACAAAUAUUCAGAGAGGCAGGCAAUUGGGACGGCAGCGCAGAGUGACAAGGAUUAUAAGGAGCCACCACCAGCGCCACUGUUUGAGGCAGGAGAAUUGACGUCUUGGUCAUUCUAUCGUGCUGGAAUUGCUGAGUUUAUGGCCACUUUCCUCUUCCUUUACAUCACUAUCUUAACAGUGAUGGGUGUUUCAAAGUCUGAAUCCAAAUGCUCCACUGUUGGUAUUCAAGGCAUUGCUUGGGCUUUUGGGGGCAUGAUUUUUGCCCUUGUUUACUGUACUGCUGGCAUUUCUGGAGGACACAUAAAUCCAGCAGUGACUUUUGGGCUGUUCUUGGCAAGGAAAUUGUCGUUGACAAGGGCAGUGUUCUACAUGGUGAUGCAGUGUCUUGGAGCUAUCUGUGGUGCUGGUGUGGUCAAAGGGUUUGGCAAAACUCUUUAUCAAACAAAGGGUGGUGGUGCCAAUGUUGUAAAUCUUGGUUACACAAAGGGAUCAGGUCUUGGUGCUGAGAUCGUUGGUACUUUCGUCCUUGUUUACACUGUUUUCUCUGCCACUGAUGCUAAGCGUAGUGCUAGGGAUUCACAUGUCCCUAUUUUGGCACCAUUGCCUAUUGGAUUUGCUGUGUUCUUGGUACACUUGGCCACAAUUCCAAUCACUGGAACUGGUAUCAACCCAGCUAGGAGUCUUGGCGCAGCCAUCAUCUACAACCAAGACCACGCAUGGGAUGACCACUGGAUAUUCUGGGUUGGACCAUUUAUUGGAGCAGCACUAGCAGCUCUAUACCACCAGGUGGUGAUCCGGGCAAUCCCAUUCAAGUCUAAGUGAAGUCUCUUUUAACCACAGAUUUCUCAAGCUGAAUCAUCAUGUGGCCAAAGAUCAAAAGCCUCAUUUCUGUCCAUUUCCCCUUUGCAUUAGAUCCUCUUUUCUUUUUGUUUUGUUUUUUGUAUCUUGUAUUUGUAAGUUACAUAAGUGGGAGAAUGUAUCUGAUCGGGGCAUAUUUUCUAUAGAAGGACCUUCGCUUUUCAUUUCA